UGACGCCAAUGCACACCACAAUCUCUGGGGAACCACGGAUACCAACGGAAGAGUAAAUUCGAAAGGUACAUAUCCAAAUUAUCAUGCAGUCCUAGUAAAAAAUCCAAAGAAAUUUUCGACUUAUGUAGAGGACCACAAGCAUACGGACAACAUAAUUUCUUCUGAAAAUAAUCUGCAACAAAAUCUUCUACAUAUUUGUUGCAAACAUAACAUAAAUAAACUAAUCAGACGCCUUGCAGGACUGGGCUGCGAUCUAGCUAAACAAGAUUUUAAAGGACAAAUGCCUAUAAAUUUGGCCCUGAAUGCAAAUAAUGUCAAGUGCAUCAAAGAAUUUUUGCAGCUGAUGAGACAGGUGAAGAAUCCAGAAAUAAUAGAGAAAUGUAAAGGAAUGUUUAAUGUCCGCAACAAGGAUGGGAAUACCAUUUUGACUUUAGUUUGGCAGCAGAAACGGGACGUAUUUAAAGAGUUCUCAAUUUUUUGCAUUAGAUUUGAUGUAAACCUAAACGAUGAGGAAAGGAAUCUUUUGCGAAGAGAUAACUUACAUUAUACCUGGACAGACUAUAACAGAGUUUUGAGACAAAAUUCUCUACAAUUCCUUUCUUUUCUAAAUUACCCAAACCAUCUUCACAACAUUAUUUCUUGUGUAAAUACUCAUGAACAAAAUCUCCUACAUGCUUGUUGCGAAUAUAACAGAUUUAAAGUAAUCGGACCCCUUGUCAGACUGGGCUGCAAUCCAGCCAAACAAGAUGAUGAAGGACAAACGCCUUUUGAUUUGGCACUGAAAUCUCAAAGUAACGAGUGCAUUGAACAAUUGAUAAUAUACUGUUCCAAUAGAUGGAGAAUACAAUGGAGGAGAAUGUAUAUAAGAUUAUAGACACCCACUUUAAUUUCCAACAAAAACAAAAAAAAAUAUUGUAAAAAUAUUAAAUAAAUAAAAAUAAUAUAUUUAACAUCAUUAAACAAAUACAUGUAUUUUCUUUAAAGAAAACAAACUACGAGCAAAAAAAAAUGUUGAGAACAUUUCUUAAGCACCUGAGAAACAUUUGACGCAAGUCCCCAUUGGCCGUUAAGUCUAACAUAAAUUGUUGAAGAGAAAUAUUGAAUAAAUACAAAGUCCACGAGUAUCAGAAUAAAAAAAAGAAAAACAAAAUUAAGUAAAAGAAAAAAAGUGGACAACGAUUUUGUAUAAACUCCCCUGAAACAUAAAAUUGCCUGAAACAAUCAGAACCACAGUUUGUUUCACCACCUAAUAAGUGCUUAAUGCUAACAUAUUACAAAACAGAAUACAAAUACAAAACACCGUUAAAGAGCUAUUGAUACCAAACAAA
Molecule: messenger RNA, 1328 nt
Organism: Stomoxys calcitrans (stable fly)
Lineage: Eukaryota; Metazoa; Arthropoda; Insecta; Diptera; Muscidae
Product: nuclear factor NF-kappa-B p110 subunit-like
Exons: 3
Coding region: 281-874 (197 amino acids)
Source: RefSeq, a predicted model, not a curated record